AUGUCUGGAAGAUUUGAGAAACUUCGUGUGAGAGUGGAUGGUGAUGUUCAGCAAGGAUCUUCAGGUUGUCAACAGCAACAGCAAUAUUGCGAUAUGGAACAAAUAGCAUUACCACAUAAGGCGCGGUUAUACCAACUCUUCGAAUACAUUGAGAAAGAAAUUGACUCUUUGUACGAGGAGAAUUGCGAAUUGCAGGCAAAGUUGAACCAAUUAAGUGAACGAUUGGGCGAAACAGUAACGCUGUCUUCUGAAGUCUGUUCUCCAAAUGAUCCACUGUUAGCACGAAAAGAAGUCGGCAGGAAAGGCAAUCAAAUGCGCCAAAAGCUAAAGACUGCUUUGAGAGUACCACCGGGACGUCUGGUACAAAGCCUAAAAGUUGUCAGUGAUAGUUCACGUAGAUGUAGAUAUAUUCGUUCGUUUAUGGGACAUCGGGAUGGUAUUUGGCAUGUGACGGCAAGUCAUGGAACACAGCCGAUCUUGGCAAGCGCCUCCGCAGAUCAGACAUGCUUGCUAUGGUCCUUGGAUGGAGGUUCAUGUUUGGCGCAAUACACGGGUCACGUUGGUUCGGUUAAUGGUGUUGCUUUCGGACCAUCAACAAUAGAUUCUCCUGAAAUCAUGCUUGCUACAGCUAGUGGUGACCGCACUGCGCAUAUUUGGAAAACUGUUAUUCCGGGCAAUACCCAGCUUCCUGCAAUGAGUAGUGAGGAUGAUGAUUUGACUGAAAAGGAACAAAUGAAUGGAGGGAACGAUAUGCAAGGUAAUGGAGAAGUCCAUGCGUUAAGUAUUGUGCGGCAGCCGCUCCGACGUUUAACGGGUCAUUCUAAUGCAGUUAUGGCUGUCGAGUGGUUCAGUGGUGUCGAACAACUUAUCACAGCUAGCUGGGAUAGAACUGCUAAUAUUUAUGAUGCUGAACGAGGGGAAAUUGUGAAUACUUUAUCGGGCCAUGAUGACGAGUUGAAUUACUGUAAUGCUCAUCCAUCGCAAAAACUGAUUGUUACUGCAAGCCGCGAUUCCACUUUUCGCCUUUGGGACUUCCGGGAAUCAAUCCAAUCAGUUGCUGUUUUUCAAGGACAUAACGACUCAGUCACGUCGGUUGUUUUCUCUCCCGGUGAUAAACUUGUUUCGGGCAGUGAUGAUCGAUCAUUCAAAGUCUGGGAUUUGCGCAAUAUGCGUAGCGCAAUUGUAACUGUUCGCUUGGAUAGCGCAGUUAAUCGACUUUCAAUUUCAUCACGAAGUGUUGUUGCCAUCCCACAAGAUAAUCGCAAUAUUCGAUUGUAUGAUUUGAAUACCGUUCGAUUAACAAGACUUCCUCGUGCUAGUGGACAAAGUCAUCGCCGUAUCGUUUGUUGUGCUGCAUGGGUAGACGAUCAUCCGAACUAUGAUCUGUUCACUUGUGGAUUUGAUAAGCAAGUUAUUGCUUGGAGGACUGCUUUUGGGAAAGAGUAA
Cercopithifilaria johnstoni is the source of this 1446-nucleotide messenger RNA. Lineage: Eukaryota; Metazoa; Nematoda; Chromadorea; Rhabditida; Onchocercidae. The record is from the annotation of a GenBank genome assembly.